This is a messenger RNA of Centrocercus urophasianus (Greater sage-grouse), 258 nucleotides long. It is a transcript of the gene TSHB, whose product is annotated as thyroid stimulating hormone subunit beta. The record is from RefSeq and is a predicted model, not a curated record. Lineage: Eukaryota; Metazoa; Chordata; Aves; Galliformes; Phasianidae. The annotation marks the transcript as partial. Gene Ontology annotation, cellular component: cytoplasm; extracellular region. Gene Ontology annotation, biological process: G protein-coupled receptor signaling pathway. The transcript has a single exon. Gene Ontology annotation, molecular function: hormone activity.
CUCUUUUCUUUGUAGGACAGCAAUGGCAAGAAGCUGCUACUCAAAAGUGCUCUGUCCCAAAACGUGUGCACAUAUAAAGAGAUGUUGUAUCAAACAGCACUGAUUCCGGGCUGUCCUCAUCACACCAUCCCUUACUAUUCUUACCCCGUGGCCAUAAGCUGCAAGUGUGGUAAAUGUAACACUGACUACAGUGACUGUGUUCACGAGAAGGUUAGGACAAACUACUGCACUAAGCCACAGAAGCUCUGUAACAUGUGA